Sebastes umbrosus (honeycomb rockfish) is the source of this 3855-nucleotide messenger RNA. RefSeq names its product aryl hydrocarbon receptor nuclear translocator-like 1a (gene bmal1a). Gene Ontology annotation, cellular component: cytoplasm; aryl hydrocarbon receptor complex; transcription regulator complex. Bases 598 to 2517 code for a protein of 639 amino acids. Gene Ontology annotation, molecular function: DNA-binding transcription factor activity, RNA polymerase II-specific; protein dimerization activity; RNA polymerase II cis-regulatory region sequence-specific DNA binding. The record is from RefSeq and is a predicted model, not a curated record. NCBI's taxonomy places the organism in Eukaryota, Metazoa, Chordata, Actinopteri, Perciformes, Sebastidae. The transcript is spliced from 21 exons. Gene Ontology annotation, biological process: circadian rhythm; regulation of transcription by RNA polymerase II.
GGUGACGUCGCUCGGUGUUUAACCAUGGAGGAGAUAUAUGGUGGUGGGUGUUGUGGUCAUGUCAGAGAGGCUCUCUAGAGCAGCAGCAGGAGCAGGAGGAGGAGGACGGUAGCUCGCUGGCUCGCUGGCCAGCUCCUGACAGUUAGCCUUCCUCAGCUAGCAGCUGGAUGCUAAUAUUAGUAAAGGGACUAGACGCUGUUAUGAUGUUGUUAACGGUGUGUUAACCGGCUCCGGUGUGCCAGACCGGCUUCAGCUGUUGUCAGCGGUUACCAGGCAGCUCGUGUAUAGGCCUCGGUGGGGAUCUGGAGCACGGGUUCUUCGACAGCAUCCAUCCAUCCUGCUGCGGUCACAUCCACGUCCCUCCUCCACCGCCGAGCUCUCCUAAUAACACAGGGUAGAGGCGUUGCACCAGCUGUUUAAGGAUCAUAUCAUAUCGGGGGCACACAGAGCACAUCAAACCAGAUGAAACUAGGUCAGGCUGAAUCAAACCAGACCGAGUCCAGAUCGGAACGGAGCCGACCAGACUAAUCCAGACGAUACCCGGCCGGUCCAGGAGGCCUGUUACAGUUUCCUAUCCAGUCGAGGGCUCAAGAGUGGAUGGAAGGAGAUGAUUUUAACACAGAGGCUGUGAUGAACAUCUGUGAUGACCUGAUGGCAGACCAAAGGAUGGACAUCUCGUCUACAAUGACUGACUUCAUGUCCCCCGGGUCCACCGACCUUAUCUCCAGCUCCAUCAGCACACCCGGCAUGGACUACACCCGCAAGAGGAAGGGCAGCACUACCGAUUACCAAAUUGAUGGCUUCUCAUUUGAUGACAUGGACCCGGACAAAGAUAAACUGGGAAGUGACCAACAGGGCCGGAUUAAGAAUGCCAGAGAGGCUCACAGCCAGAUCGAGAAGCGUCGCAGGGACAAGAUGAACAGCUUCAUCGACGAGCUGGCGUCGCUGGUGCCCACCUGCAACGCCAUGUCCCGCAAACUAGACAAGCUGACGGUGCUGCGCAUGGCCGUCCAGCACAUGAAGACACUCAGAGGUGCAGCCAACCCGUACACAGAGGCCAACUACAAGCCUUCCUUCCUCUCCGAUGAUGAACUGAAGCACUUGAUACUAAGGGCUGCUGAUGGUUUCCUGUUCGUGGUCGGGUGUGACCGCGGAAAGAUCCUCUUUGUUUCCGAAUCCGUCUACAAGAUUCUCAACUACAGCCAGAACGACCUGAUCGGUCAGAGCCUGUUCGACUACCUUCACCCCAAGGACAUUGCCAAGGUCAAAGAGCAGCUGUCCUCUUCUGAUACGGCCCCACGAGAGAGGCUCAUCGAUGCUAAAACUGGUCUUCCAGUGAAGACCGACAUCACCCCCGGCCCGUCUAGACUCUGCUCCGGAGCCAGACGCUCGUUUUUCUGCAGGAUGAAGUGCAACAGGCCCUCCGUCAAAGUAGAGGAUAAAGACUUUCCCUCCACCUGCUCUAAGAAAAAAGCGGACCGUAAGAGCUUCUGCACCAUCCAUAGCACAGGCUACCUGAAGAGCUGGCCACCCACCAAGAUGGGUCUGGACGAGGACAACGAGCCCGACAAUGAGGGCUGCAACCUGAGCUGCCUGGUAGCCAUCGGCCGCCUGCACCCCCACAUCGUCCCCCAGCCCAGCCUGGCGGACAUCAGGGUGAAGCCCACGGAGUACGUCUCCCGACACGCCAUCGACGGCAAAUUUGUCUUCGUUGACCAGAGAGCCACAGCCAUCCUGGCCUACCUGCCUCAGGAGCUGCUGGGAACCUCCUUCUAUGAGUAUUUCCACCAGGACGACAUCGGCCACCUGGCAGAGUGUCACAGACAAGUGCUGCAGAUGAGAGAGAAGAUCAACACCAACUGUUACAAGUUCAAGAUCAAGGACGGCUCCUUCAUCACGCUGAGGAGCCGCUGGUUCAGCUUCAUGAACCCCUGGACCAAGGAGGUGGAGUACAUCGUCUCCACCAACACCGUGGUGUCGUGUCCCAUGAUGGAAGGAUCCGACUACCCUCAGUCUGCUGCCUCGCCACAGAGCAUGGACAGUGUUCUCACCUCAGAAGCUGGUGGAGGAAGGCGGGCGCUGCAGACGGUCCCCGGCAUCCCCGGCGGCACCAGAGCGGGAGCCGGCAAAAUCGGACGCAUGAUCGCGGAGGAAGUGAUGGAGAUCCAGAGGAUUCGAGGCUCCUCCCCCUCCAGCUGUGGCUCCAGCCCUCUGAACAUCACCAGCACCCCCCCACCUGACACCUGCUCCCCAGGGGGCAAGAAGAUUCAGAACGGAGGGACCCCCGACCUGCCGAGCACAGGGAUCAUUCCUGGACCGGACUCCGUAGGCUACCCCUACUCCAACCAGUCCAUCAUGAGUGACAACUCCCACCUGAGUAUAGACAUCAUGGACGAGCCCGGUUCCAGCAGCCCCAGCAACGACGAGGCGGCCAUGGCGGUCAUCAUGUCCCUGCUGGAGGCGGACGCCGGCCUGGGCGGCCCCGUCGACUUCAGCGACCUGCCCUGGCCUUUGUGAGGAGAGAGAGAGAGAGAGAGAGAGAGAGAGAGAGAGAGAGAGAGAGAGAGAGAGAGAGAGAGAGAGAGAGAGAGAGAGAGAGAGAGAGAGACCACUGAUGGACAGAGUUCAGUCCGCUCGGAUUCUGGCUGCCCUCUGUACACAAUCGCACUGCAAAAAGUUGUAUUCUAAUAGAAAGGGCUGUAGAUACUGAAGAUUUUCUCCUACAAGUACUACACACAGCAGAGCAGAGGCUCUCACCGCUGUUCACAUUUCACUGCUACUUUCAUUCAUCAUUCCCUGAAAGGUGGACAAGCGACCUCUGGAUUUCAUUGGGGUUUUUCUAGAAAUACCUUGAUCCUUUUUGCAGUGUUGCCACGGUGAGAGACCGGUAUAAAGGGGACCCCCUGUUACAGGUGUAGACUGAUGGACUGAACUCUUGUCUACUGGUGGCUUUGGGCCCGUCAGCCAGCGGUCAGCCAACGCGGGACUCCUGACACGUUCACAGACACUGGGUGAACUCUGAUGUUGGGUGGGGGAACGCUUGAUUUCUGCCUCCUGCCGCAACACGUUCUCGUAGGAUGUCGACGGGGGAACAAACACGUCUGUUUUAGCCAGCUGAUCUCCAACAGUUCUCGUCCUCCUCCUUUAUUCCCCAAGCCACAAGACGCCACGAGCAGGUCUAUUUCACUUCAUUAUAAUAAUGACAGGAAAAGCCUCCCAGCUGCUGUUUCCUCAACUAACAUGAUCUCUGUUUUCUACAAGCUACUCUAAAGCUCGUCCUCACUAAAUUAUAUUCUCCCAGAAUGAUUUCUCCUGAGUUUAAAGCUCCGUUUUUAAACAUAAAAGAAUAUUAAAAACAUUUUAAAGCUGUCCAAAAAUAAUACUCCUGAAGUUCAUGCGAGUGUCUUAGUAGAGGUCUUCACAAGUCCGUAAUGAUGGACCAGUCCAACACCUGACACGAUGUGCAUAAAUACAUGUUAUUAUUUCAACCACGUCCAAACUGAGACUGGACCCAAACAGCCAAACAGAGAGACAACGUCAGCAGCACGACGUUUAACACAAUCAGCAGGAGAAGCAACACGUUGUUCUAGGAGCUUCCACGCGUCAUCGGUUACUGCUCCGGCUCCUUCUGCUGGACCACCAGUCCCAGUCCCACAUUACAUUCUCUACGGUACGACCGAGUGUUAGGGCCACAGUGAGGGGAAAAAAAAAAUCUGAGAUUUCGAGAAUAAAGUCAUAGGUUUACGAGAAAAAAGUCGGAAUAUUAUGAGAAUAAAGUCAUAAAUUUACGAGAAAAAAAGUUGUAAUAUUAUGAGAAUAAAGUCAUACGUCUAAGAGAAAAAUAGUCGUAGUAUU